AUGGGUGUUCAUGUGGUUUCAAAGCUGGAUAACCGCCAGCAUGCAAGCUUCGACUUCGAAGUCGCCGUGAAGGAGCUAUCAGAGUCUUCAGUAAGAAUUCGCACCCAACUGAUCAGUCUCACUUCAAACAAUUUGACCUAUGCCCUAAUGGGUGACUUCUUGCAUUGGUGGGACGCAUACCCCGUAUCUGAAGACUAUCCUGCACCAUACAACGACUCCUCGGCCUGGGGCAUCGUUCCGGCCUGGGGCUAUGCAACAGUCGAAGACACGACCAUCCCAGAAUUACCGAAAGGAACCCUUCUUUACGGAUUCUGGCCUACAGCCAGCACACCAACCGAUCUCAAACUCAAACGCGGCUCACCAGAAGGCCACUGGAUCGAAACCAGCGAUCAUCGCCAGCAGCUAAUGCCUCUGUACAACCGCUACACGGUAACUUCGACAUCGAACCCAAUCUCCGAACUGACAGCGCUCAAUCCCCUCUCAGACUCUGCACGGGACGAGCUAGACCGCAUGGCCUGGACCGCGCUGUUCCUUGGCGGGGUAGCCGGGUUCGUUCUUAGCGAGUACGUUUUCUCGUCCAACCCAACCCAACCUCCCAUCCAUCCACUGGGAAACCAAGCUGGGUUACACUGGACCCUGUCCGACGGGGAUUUGUCAUCUGCGGUCGUGGUAAACCUGGCCGCGUCGACUAAAACGGCCCGGGUUUUCUCGUACUACCUGUCGCGGAAGUCGGGUAGUUCGGCGCCCUUGGUUACAGCAGCUGUGUCACGUAUCCGAGAGGCGGAUCGGAAUCUGCCUUCUUCUGUUGCUUCUAAGGUCGUUGGAUAUGGGGAUAUUAAUUCUAAGGAAUCUGCGGAGUGGCUUGCUAGCCGCAAGGCUUCGAAAAUUGUUAUCAUCGACUUCGGCGGUCGUGGGAAUGCUCUCGAUGACACGCUAUCCCUGAUCAGGAAUUAUGCUGAGUUGCAAUCUUGCAAGGUUGUUAUUGUCAAGGUUGGCAAUGAGCAGAAGGUAUACUCGAUGGAGGAGUUGAUUGCUGGGGGAGCAGCGAUGGAGGAGCUCGGAAAGGUUCAGUUCAACACUUCUGGUGUUCAAGACACAAUACUCGAGUCUGUCGGUCCGGAAGCUUACUUUGCAACGAGACGCGCACAGUGGGAAAAAUGGCUCGAUGAUCGACACCUGAGCGUGCCGGGAAUGCAGAUUGUGUUUGGCAGCGGCGUCUCUGGAGCUGAUGGUGUCGAGGGAGGGUGGGAUAGACUGUGUCAUGGACAAGUCAGGGCUGAAGAGGGAUUGGUCUACAAGAUGCAAUGA
Messenger RNA from Penicillium mononematosum, 1308 nucleotides. RefSeq names its product DUF2855 family protein. Lineage: Eukaryota; Fungi; Ascomycota; Eurotiomycetes; Eurotiales; Aspergillaceae. The transcript has 3 exons. The record is from RefSeq and is a predicted model, not a curated record. The coding region runs from base 1 to 1308 and encodes 435 amino acids.